Molecule: messenger RNA, 1263 nt
Organism: Prionailurus viverrinus (fishing cat)
Lineage: Eukaryota; Metazoa; Chordata; Mammalia; Carnivora; Felidae
Gene: MPHOSPH6
Product: M-phase phosphoprotein 6
Exons: 7
Coding region: 264-695 (143 amino acids)
Biological process (GO): maturation of 5.8S rRNA
Source: RefSeq, a predicted model, not a curated record
CAGGAGCCAACAUGGCGGCGGAGCGCAAGACGAAGUUGUCCAAGAACCUGCUGCGCAUGAAGUUACCUUAACUGCCCUGUAGAGACUACAUUGGUGAAAGAAAGACCUGACAAGGGACAAAAUUGCAGUCGGAAGGACCAAACAAGAAGCUCUGAUGAUCUGGUUGCAAUGGCAGCGGGAAUGGAGAGAAUUAUAACAGUUGAGAGUCUUCUUUGACUUCUCAUUUAUAAUCAGAGCAGUGGAGUGGAUUGGCAAAGCAGUUCAUGCAAAGGGGACUGGACUCAGAGACCAAGAGACAACUAGAAGAGGAAGAAAAGAAAAUCAUUAGUGAAGAGCACUGGUACUUGGAUUUGCCAGAGCUUAAAGAAAAGGAGUGUUUCAUAAUAGAAGAGCAGAGCUUCUUGUUAUGUGAAGACCUUCUCUAUGGAAGAAUGUCAUUCAGAGGAUUUAAUCCUGAGGUUGAGAAAUUAAUGCUUCAGAUGAACUCCAAGAACAAAACAGAGGAAGUUGAAGGUGAAACAGUGGAGCUCGAUGUAUCAGAUGAAGAAAUGGCUAGAAGAUAUGAGACCUUGGUGGGGACAAUUGGAAAAAAGUUUGCCAAAAAAAGAGACCGGGUCAACUAUGAAGAAGAUGAAAAUGGAUACGUAAAACCAACAAUUAAAGUAAAGAAGAUGUUCUUAAAGCCCCAGGAUUGAAGUGGAUGCUUUAAGACAGAGCUCAGGGGUGCCUCAUGAGGGUUAGUGUAUUGUGGAACUCAUUCUGAUGGCUUCUCUGUAGUUAUUCAAACUGUGAUGUUUACAUGUAAAGAGGUGGAUAAUGUUGGGAACAUUCCAUUUUUGAAACAGAUACGUGGUGGAUGUUAUACAUCCUUUGUUUCAUGGUGUUCAUCAAGAAUGGAUUCUUAGCCUUCGAGUUUCAAAUGUAUAUAGGGAUGUGGCUGCUUCCUAAAGACUUUUUGACUUAAGAUUUUUUUUUUAAUGGAGCUCUCGUCACUGACCUUGAAUUGGCACAUAUAAAUUAAACCAGUGUUUAAGUUGCCCUUAUGUUUCUAUUUUACUUUAAAUUAUGAAUCAUGCCAAGCCAAUGUAUACAUACAUUCUGGAAUCAAACAUAAUGAGGGUUUAUUAUAUAUAGAUUCAUCAAGAGCAAACAUGCCUCUCCAGCCUACUGUACUUGCAUGCUACCGAGUCAUUGUUGGUUUGUGGAAUUAUUGGUUUUUGUUUAAAGCUUUUACUUAAUAAAAAAAAAUUAUUCUCUAAUAAA